Eubalaena glacialis (North Atlantic right whale) is the source of this 784-nucleotide messenger RNA. It is a transcript of the gene KCNMB1, whose product is annotated as potassium calcium-activated channel subfamily M regulatory beta subunit 1. Lineage: Eukaryota; Metazoa; Chordata; Mammalia; Artiodactyla; Balaenidae. Gene Ontology annotation, molecular function: calcium-activated potassium channel activity; potassium channel regulator activity. Gene Ontology annotation, biological process: potassium ion transport; detection of calcium ion. Gene Ontology annotation, cellular component: membrane; voltage-gated potassium channel complex. The record is from RefSeq and is a predicted model, not a curated record. Bases 98 to 673 code for a protein of 191 amino acids. The transcript is spliced from 4 exons.
CCUCUUUUGGGGUGGGGGCUGGGGGCCAGGCAGAAAAGUGUCUGCCGAAGACUCACAGGGCACCGGGGAGACUAAAUGACUGCUGUCCCUUGUGGACAUGGGGAAGAAGUUGGUGAUGGCCCAGAAGCGGGGAGAGACCCGAGCCCUUUGCCUGGGUGUGGCCAUGGUGGUGUGCGCCGUCAUCACCUACUACAUCCUUGGCACGACCGUGCUGCCCCUCUACCAGAAAAGCGUGUGGACCCAGGAAUCCAUGUGUCACCUGAUUGAGACCAACAUCAGGGACCAGGAGGAGCUGGAGGGCAAGAGAGUGCCCCAGUACCCGUGCCUGUGGGUCAACGUGUCAUCCGUGGGCCGGUGGGCCGUGCUGUACCACACGGAGGACACUCGGGACCGGAACCAGCAGUGCUCCUACAUCCCAGGCAGCCUGGACAACUACCAGAUGGCCCGGGCUGAUGUGGAGAAGGUUAGAGCCAAAUUCCACCAGCGCCAGGUUUUCGACUGCUUCUCCACGACUCGGGAGAAUGAGACGAGUGUCCUGUACCAGCGCCUCUACGGUCCCCAGACCCUCCUCUUCUCCCUCUUCUGGCCCACCUUCCUGCUGACCGGUGGCCUCCUCGUUAUCGUCAUGGUGAAGAUCAACCAGUCCCUCUCCAUCCUGGCAGCCCAGAAGUAGCCCCAUCCACACCACCUCACUGCUCGGGCCACCAGGGGCUGGAUGGGUCCCCGGGCUGCUCCUCACUUGUGUCCCCACGCCUCCUCCCCCGGCCUUCCCACCCUCCCCCCU